AUGCAGCUGACGAGCUUCGUCCCGCUCGCCUUCGCUGCACUGGCGGCGGCGGCCCAACCCCUCGACGCCGUCCUCAAGGCGAACAAUGACAGUCUAAGCACAUUCGCCGCCCUCCUGGCGACGGUCCCGGCCGUCGGCCAGACCAUCACCAAAGCCGUCGACACCACCAUCCUCGCGCCCUCCAACGACGCCUUCGCCAAGGCGAUGCAGGCCGACCCGACCUUCGCCCAGAGGGCCGCCACCAACGCCACCUUCCUGACCGACCUGCUCCUCUACCACGUCGUCACGGGCAAGACCAUGGCCGCCAUGUUCCCCGAGAACUCCAAGUUCGCCCACACCCUGCUCGAGACGCCCGCCGCCAACGUCACGGGCAACCAAAAGGUCGAGCUCCUCCGCAAGGGCGAGCAGGCCCGCGUCUUCAGCGGCUACAAGCAGCUGAGCGUCGUCACCAAGCCCGACAUCACCUACGCCGGCGGCGUCCUCCACGUCCUCGACUCGGUCCUGACCUUCCCCGGCACCCCGGCCGAGACGGCCAUGGACACGGGCCUGACGAGCAUGGCCGGCGCCCUGAAGCGCGCGGGCCUCGCCGACGGCGUCGACUCGCUGCAGGCCGCCACCGUGCUCGCGCCGACCAACGCCGCCUUCCAGGCCAUCGGCGCCACGGUCGCCUCCAUGGAGCCCGCCGACCUCGCCCGGAUCCUCGAGUACCACGUCCUCAUGAACCAGGUCCGCUUCAGCCCGGGCAUCACACUCAAGAUGGGCUACAAGACCCUCAUGGGCGAGAAGGUCACGCUCCGGAAGCUCGACGGCCUCCUGUACGCCAACUCGGCCCGGAUCACCAUCGCCGACAUCAUCACCACCGACGGCGUCAUGCACGUCGUCGACAGUGUCCUCAACCCAUCAUCGCCUCGGUUGAACCCCGGCGCCGGAACACCCGCCUUUGAGGGCGCCGUGCAGGCCGCAAACGCCCCUUUCACCGACGGCGUCAAGCCGACGGCCGUCUUCGUCCCGGCCGACUCGGGCGCGAGAGACAUCAGCCUAUCUGUCCGUCCCGCCGUGCUCGGGAUCCUUGUUUGUUUGGCGGUCGCGUAUCUGUAA
Colletotrichum higginsianum IMI 349063 is the source of this 1098-nucleotide messenger RNA. Its product is annotated as Fasciclin domain-containing protein. The coding region runs from base 1 to 1098 and encodes 365 amino acids. The record is from RefSeq and is a predicted model, not a curated record. The transcript is spliced from 3 exons. Gene Ontology annotation, biological process: macroautophagy. Gene Ontology annotation, cellular component: fungal-type vacuole membrane. Lineage: Eukaryota; Fungi; Ascomycota; Sordariomycetes; Glomerellales; Glomerellaceae.